AUGGCGUCUUUAGCAGCAACAAGACGAACUCAUUUGAACCCAAGCCUCUCCAAGCUCCCUUCCCCAAUUUCCCUCAAAUCCCUCUUCUUCUGCACCUCGCCCGACUCCAAAUCCACAAACCCGACAUCCGAUGAAGGCAUCUCCGCGUCCCCAAAUCCAGAUUCCGACUACUCCGCCGCCGUUUUACCAUUCCGCCACCGGGGCCCGGAGAAAAUCGAGGACGUCAUCUGCCGGAUGAUGGCGAAUCGGCCCUGGACGACUCGACUUCAGAACUCGAUCCGAAACCUCGUCCCGAGCUUUGACCACGAGCUUGUCUACAACGUGCUGCACGGCGCCAAAUACUCGGAGCACGCGCUCCAGUUCUUCCGAUGGGUCGAGCGGUCCAAUCUUUUUCAGCACAGCAGGGAAACCCACCUCAAAAUCAUCGAGAUUCUUGGCCGGGCCUCGAAGCUCAAUCACGCCAGGUGCAUUUUGCUGGACAUGCCCAAAAAGGGCCUCGAGUGGGACGAGGAUUUGUGGGUCCUGAUGAUCUACAGCUAUGGAAAAGCCGGGAUUGUCCAGGAGAGCGUGAAGCUGUUCCAGAAGAUGGAGGAAUUGGGAGUCGAGCGGGGAUUGAAGUCAUACGACACUCUGUUUAAGGUAAUCCUGCGCAGGGGCCGGUACAUGAUGGCCAAGAGGUACUUUAACAAGAUGCUGGCUGAAGGCCUUGAGCCGACUCGUCACACAUUCAAUAUCUUGUUAUGGGGAUUUUUUCUCUCAGGCAAAGUCGAGACGGCCAAUCGGUUUUUUGAGGACAUGAAGAGCCGUGAUAUUGUGCCCGAUUUGGUGACAUACAACACGUUGAUCAACGGUUACUACCGUGUCAAGAAAGUCGAGGAGGCGGAAAAAUAUUUUGUCGAGAUGAAGGGGAGGAACAUUGAACCAAAUGUGAUUACAUACACGACUUUGAUCAAAGGUUAUGUUUCCGUCGAGCGGGUUGAUGAUGCAUUGAGAUUGUUGGAGGAGAUGAAGGGAUUUGGUGUCAAGCCAAAUGCAGUCACUUACUCGACACUGUUGCCCAGCCUGUGUGAUGCUGAGAAAAUGCUUGAGGCCCGGAUUGUGCUGAAGGAGAUGGUGGCUAAGUUUAUUCAGCCUGAAGAUUACUCGAUUUUCGUGAGGUUGAUGUCCGGUCAGUGCAAGGCGGGUCACUUGGAUGCUGCUUUAGAUGUUCUGAAGGCUAUGAUUAAGUUGAGUGUGCCUACACAGGCUGGACACUACGGGAUUUUGAUUGAAAAUUUUUGCAAGACUGGUGAAUAUGAUAGGGCUGUUAAAUUAUUGGAUAAACUGAUUGAGAAGGAUAUCAUCCUUAGGCCUCAGAGUACUCUGCACUUGGAGCCUAGCGCGUACAACCCAUUAAUUGACUACCUUUGUAAAAACGGCCAGACUUCAAAGGCCGAAACUUUAAUGCGUCAGCUGAUGAAAUUGGGCGUGCAGGACUCAGCUGCUAUGAACACCCUUGUAAUCGGGCAUUCCCAAGAAGGUUCUCCUGACUCAGCUUUCGAAUUUCUGAAAAUCAUGCUCAGGAGAAAAGUUAGCACUGAGAAGUCCUCAUACGACUCGCUCGUCCAGAGCUAUCUUAAAAAGAACGAUCCUGCAGAGGCAAAAAUCGUUCUCGAAAGCAUGGUCGAAAACGGGCACCUCCCAGAUUCUUCCCUUUAUCGAUCGGUAAUCGAGAGUUUGUUUGAGGAUGGCCGAGUUCAGACCGCGAGCCGCGUGAUGAAGAUGAUGUUAGAAAAAGGAGUCACAGAUCAUCAAGAUUUGAUUUUUAAGGUAUUGGAGGCUCUGUUCAUGAGGGGCCACGUAGAGGAAGCCCUCGGCAGAAUCGAGUUGCUUAUGCAGAGUGGGGUUGUGCCCGAUUUUGACCGAAUAUUGUCCAUUUUGUGCGAGAAAGGGAAAACUAUUGCUGCUUUGAAGCUUUUGGAUUAUGGCUUGGAGAGGGAAUAUAGUGUACAGGUGUCAAGCUAUGAGAAGGUGCUGGAUGCAUUGUUGGCUGCGGGGAAAACUCUUAAUGCGUACUCGAUACUCUGUAAGAUUAUGGAGAAAGGAGGAAUUAGUGACUGGAGUAGCUGCAAAGAUUUGAUCAAGAGUCUUAAUGAGGAGGGGCAUUCGAAGCAGGCGGACAUUUUCUCUCGGAUGAUUACAGGGAAGGAUAAGGAUAAGCCAGUUAGAAGCAAGAAAGGUGAUAAGAAGAAAGGUGCCAUUGCUUGCUAG
Molecule: messenger RNA, 2250 nt
Organism: Striga asiatica
Lineage: Eukaryota; Viridiplantae; Streptophyta; Magnoliopsida; Lamiales; Orobanchaceae
Source: the annotation of a GenBank genome assembly